GCUCCUACGGUUACACACCCACAUUACUUUUGUGUUAACCACUUCGCGGGAGUUGUCGCUCCAGGAGCACUUAUUCCAUUUAAACUACUCCCAUAAGAUACGCCACAUUUGAAGGGCCAACAUGUCUGACAGAAAGCCAGUGAUCAAAAAUGCUGACAUGUCAGAGGACAUGCAGCAGGACGCCGUGGAGUGUGCCACGCAGGCCCUGGAGAAGUACAACAUCGAAAAAGACAUUGCUGCAUACAUCAAGAAGGAGUUUGAUAAGAAAUAUAACCCAACAUGGCACUGCAUUGUUGGGAGGAACUUCGGCAGCUACGUAACCCACGAGACCAAGCAUUUUAUUUACUUCUACUUGGGUCAGGUGGCUAUUCUGCUGUUCAAGUCUGGCUGAAGGAAGUUUUUUCUUCUCCUCCAAUCCCAGCUGACCAUACAGUACUGAUGGACUCCACUAAAGGCACUUAUCAUUCCUUGGCAAGGGGCCUCUGCCUUUUUUUCUGUGCUGCAUUCGACUUUGUUUUUGAGGAUUUGAAACAAUGGCCAUGUUAAAGAGAUGAAACACUUGUAUUUAUUUUUGUCUUGUUACAUUAGACUCGUCAGUUUUUUAUUAAAGCGUAGCUGUUAAGCUGUCGAUGUU
Molecule: messenger RNA, 634 nt
Organism: Austrofundulus limnaeus
Lineage: Eukaryota; Metazoa; Chordata; Actinopteri; Cyprinodontiformes; Rivulidae
Gene: dynll1
Product: dynein, light chain, LC8-type 1
Exons: 3
Coding region: 122-391 (89 amino acids)
Biological process (GO): microtubule-based process
Cellular component (GO): cytoplasmic dynein complex
Molecular function (GO): dynein intermediate chain binding
Source: RefSeq, a predicted model, not a curated record